CUUCCGCUUCCUGUGUAGAAACAGGUGGGGUACAAAAGGAAAGAUAAGGUCUAGAAACUUAGUAAAACUUGUGCUCAAAUUCAGUGACUUUGUACAUGCAGAGUGACCCCCUCGGGUGACUCUUAUACUUGUUAUCAAGCCUAUUCCUGGUGUCAUCAGUACCGACUACUACUACUCAGCUAACCCACCUCCCAGCAACAAUCUCACAAAGCCCUCCUCAGUCUAGCGGAAGAAAUAUGGAGAUGUCUGGUGACAUGCCGCCUGAGUUGCUGGAGAACAACGCCGAACAUGCUUAUUUCAUGAAGCAGGCGUUAAUGAUGGGAGAAAAAGCCCUUGCAACCGGUGAAACCCCGGUUGGCUGUGUUCUGGUGUAUGACAACAAGAUUGUUGGUUCUGGAAUGAAUGAUACAAACAAAUCUAUGAAUGGUACAAGACAUGCCGAGUUCAUUGCCAUCGGAGAAAUGCUCCAAACUUAUCCUAGGUCAGCACUGCGUUCAACAGACCUCUAUGUAACUGUUGAACCGUGUGUCAUGUGUGCAUCUGCUUUGAGACAAUAUCAGAUACGAAAAGUAUACUUCGGCUGUGGAAAUGACAGGUUCGGGGGAACCGGUAGCAUUCUAUCACUACAUGCCGAUCGCUCGAUAGAUCCACCAUACCCGGUGCAAGGCGGGUUGUUCCAUAAGGAAGCUAUCAUGCUGCUUCGGCGCUUCUACAUACAAGAAAAUGAGAAGGCGCCCAAGCCCCGCCCUAAAAAGCACCGUGAAUUGAAAACGGAUUUUGACCAGGAAGUCCUCAUCGCCUCCCCUACACCCUGA
Aspergillus costaricaensis CBS 115574 is the source of this 815-nucleotide messenger RNA. Its product is annotated as nucleoside deaminase. Gene Ontology annotation, biological process: tRNA wobble adenosine to inosine editing. The record is from RefSeq and is a predicted model, not a curated record. Gene Ontology annotation, molecular function: zinc ion binding; tRNA-specific adenosine-34 deaminase activity. Gene Ontology annotation, cellular component: cytoplasm; nucleus. The coding region runs from base 237 to 815 and encodes 192 amino acids. The transcript is spliced from 5 exons. NCBI's taxonomy places the organism in Eukaryota, Fungi, Ascomycota, Eurotiomycetes, Eurotiales, Aspergillaceae.